Messenger RNA from Podarcis raffonei (Aeolian wall lizard), 3702 nucleotides. RefSeq names its product PR/SET domain 15 (gene PRDM15). The transcript has 24 exons. Gene Ontology annotation, molecular function: RNA polymerase II cis-regulatory region sequence-specific DNA binding; histone deacetylase binding; DNA-binding transcription factor activity. NCBI's taxonomy places the organism in Eukaryota, Metazoa, Chordata, Lepidosauria, Squamata, Lacertidae. Bases 116 to 3562 code for a protein of 1148 amino acids. Gene Ontology annotation, cellular component: cytoplasm; nucleus. Gene Ontology annotation, biological process: cell fate commitment; regulation of transcription by RNA polymerase II. The record is from RefSeq and is a predicted model, not a curated record.
GUGCCUCGCGAACAACCAAGCUCCAGCUUCCGGUGGCGCGUGGUUUCCGGCUCGGAUCGGAACCUGGAGCCCGGAUUCGAUCCGGGUGUGAACAUUCCAAAAGCAGGUCUUCAAAAUGGCAGAGGAUGGCAGCAAGGAGGCCGUGCUUAUCUGGUGUGAAGAUUGCAAUCAGCAUCAUGAUUCCGAAUGUCCAGAACUGGGCCCAGUGGUGAUGGUCAAAGACUCCUUUGUGCUAAGUCGGGCAAGAUCAUCCCUUCCCUCCAACCUGGAGAUCAGGCAAGUUGAAGAUGGGAUUGAAGGCAUUUUUGCAGUAACACAGCUGGUGAAGCGUACCCAGUUUGGUCCCUUUGAAUCAAAGAGAGUUACCAAACUGGAAAAGGAGCCAGCAUUUCCAUUAAAGGUUUUUCAGAAGGAUGGACCUCUAGUGUAUUUUGAUACAUCUAAUGAAGAUGAUUGCAACUGGAUGAUGAUGGUGAGGCCAGCCAACCAAUACGAACACCAGAACCUGUCUGCCUUCCAGCAUGAUAAUGACAUUUACUUCACUACAUCCCGGGACAUCCCACCAGGCACGGAGUUACGAGUGUGGUACGCUGCUUUCUACGCCAAAAAAAUGGAAAAGCCCGUUCUAAAGCAAGUUUCUAGCAUUGCCAAUGAUGUUUGUUUAGUAGUGAUGGAAUGUGACCAAGAAGAAAACAAAACUACUUCGAAGCCUCCCUGUUCCAGUGGCACUUAUUCUCUCAAAAAAUUAAAAUUCCCCCGUUCUAAACUUUCAGAGCAUCGCCGGAGUCACUUGGAGCAAGCCAAAGGAGCUCCACAGAGCAACCAAAAAGAUGCAGUUGCUGAAAAGGUUAUGGAGGCCCCCCCAGCAGACCAGCCUGUAGCCCAUGAAAGUGCCAACACCGCAGUGGAAGGGAAAAGAAAACCACGAAGGGGCAGGAAGCCCAAAGUGGCAAGACCAGAAACGCCCAUUGUGAUUGUGGACAAUAAAGACUCUUCUGAGGAACAUGUUGCUGAAAUUAUAACGGAGAUUCCACCUGAUGACGUAGCUCUUCCUCCUACAGAAGAAGCAAGGUUUAUGGAGGUGGUGUUAGCGAAGAUACCCAGUACUGCAAACAGUAGGAAUUCUGUAGCGAAGUUUUCGCACCAUCAAAGUUCCAUGUCCCUCAAGAGGAGCUUGCUCCUCUCCAGCCGACAUGGGAUGCGGCGCAAGAUGAUCAAGCAACUUGGGGAACACAAGCGCAUCUAUCAGUGUAACAUCUGCAGCAAGAUGUUCCAGAACAGCAGCAAUCUCAGCAGGCACAUCCGCUCUCAUGGUGACAAAUUGUUUAAGUGUGAAGAAUGUGCCAAGCUUUUCAGUCGAAAAGAGAGUUUGAAGCAGCAUGUUUCAUACAAGCACAGUAGGAAUGAGGUUGACAAUGAAUACAGGUACAAGUGUGCUACAUGUGAAAAAGCUUUUCGGAUAGAGAGUGCGUUAGAAUUCCACAACUGCAGAACAGACGACAAGACCUUUCAGUGUGAGAUGUGCUUCAGGUUUUUUUCCACAAACAGCAACCUCUCAAAACACAAAAAGAAACACGGGGACAAGAAAUUUGCUUGCGAGAUCUGCAACAAGUUGUUCUACCGGAAGGAUGUCAUGUUAGAUCACCAGAGGAGGCACCUGGAAGGAGUGAGGCGUGUGAAAAGAGAGGACUUUGAGCACAGCACAGAGAACAUGGUUCGCUACAAGAAAGAACCUUCUGGGUGCCCUGUUUGUGGAAAGAUAUUUUCAUGUAGGAGCAAUAUGAACAAGCACCUCCUGACCCAUGGAGAUAAGAAAUACACCUGUGAGAUUUGUGGCCGCAAAUUCUUCAGAGUAGAUGUGCUCAGAGAUCAUAUUCAUGUUCAUUUUAAGGACAUAGCAAUCAUGGAUGACCACCAGAGAGAAGAGUUCAUUGGCAAAAUCGGAAUAUCUUCCGAGGAGAACGAUGAAAACUCGGAUGGAAGUGUGGAUUCUGAGCCUCACAAGUAUAGCUGCAAAAGGUGCCAGUUGACGUUUGGCCGAGGAAAAGAGUACCUGAAACACAUUAUGGAAGUUCACAAGGAGAAAGGCUAUGGCUGUAGCAUCUGCAACAGACGCUUUGCCUUAAAGGCAACUUACCAUGCGCACAUGGUCAUUCAUCGGGAGAACCUGCCAGACCCCAAUGUGCAGAAAUAUAUCCAUCCAUGUGAAAUCUGUGGAAGGAUUUUUAACAGCAUAGGGAAUUUAGAACGGCAUAAACUUAUUCAUACAGGUGUGAAAAAUCAUGCCUGUGAACAGUGCGGUAAGUCAUUUGCAAGGAAGGACAUGCUGAAAGAGCACAUGAGAGUCCAUGAUAAUAUUCGAGAAUAUCUGUGCGCGGAAUGCGGCAAAGGCAUGAAAACAAAACAUGCCUUGCGGCACCACAUGAAGCUUCACAAAGGGAUAAAGGAGUAUGAAUGCAUGGAGUGUCAUCGAAAGUUUGCACAAAAAGUCAACAUGCUGAAGCACUACAAAAGGCACACAGCAGGAAUCAAAGAUUUCAUGUGUGAGCUCUGUGGGAAGACGUUUAGCGAGAGGAAUACAAUGGAGACUCAUAAGCUCAUUCACACAGUGGGAAAGCAAUGGACUUGCUCAGUGUGUGAUAAAAAGUACGUCACAGAGUACAUGCUUCAGAAGCACAUUCAGCUAACUCACGAUAAGGUAGAAGCGCAGAGUUGUCAGCUCUGUGGGACGAAGGUUUCCACCAGAGCUUCAAUGAGUCGUCACAUGAGGCGAAAACAUCCAGAGGUGCUUUCAGUUAGAAUUGAUGACUUGGAGCAGCUCUCAGAAACCACAACUGUUGAUGCUUCAUCUAUAGGAAUUGUACAGUCAGACCUAGCCCUGGAACCGGGAGAGUUACCGGAAGGCAAGCAUAUGAAGGCUCAUAAACGUGGUCAUAAACGAAAGCAUAAGCCUGAUGAAGAGGAAGAAACCCAAGUGCCUGAGGAUUCUGCCUUCAGUGAAUACACAGAAAAAGAAGUGGAAUUCACAGGGAAUGUGGGAGAUGAGACCAAUUCAGCUGUGCAAAGCAUUCAGCAGGUGGUGGUGACUCUCGGAGACCCAAAUGUCACAGCCCCUUCUAGCUCUGUUGGCCUGACCAAUAUUAGUGUUACCCCCAUCACUACACCAGCUGGAACCCAGUUUACAAACUUGCAACCUGUGGCUGUGGGCCACCUGGCCACUCCCGAGCGCCAGUUGCAGCUAGACAAUUCCAUCCUCACCGUGACGUUCGAUACAGUCACUGGUUCCGCCAUGUUGCACGGCAACCGCCAAAAUGAUAUCCAAAUACAGUCGCAGCCUGAGCCGGCAAACCCCCAGUCAGUCGCCCAUUUUAUAAACCUGACUACUCUGGUGAACUCCAUCGCUCCGUUAGGGAGCCAGAUAUCGGAACAGCACCCCUUAACCUGGAGGGCGGUGCCUCAGACGGAUGCCCUUCAAACGCAGGCUCAGCCCACGCCUCAGCAGCAGGCGGGGCAGCAACAGGUUCAAACAGAACAGCAGCAGCAGCAGAUGUACAGCUACUAACUUAUACUUGUAAGGAGACACCAAACUGUGAAGGGGCUUGUAGGAGCCCAUGGGACACAUACACCACAGAAUCAAUUGCUGGAAACCAAACAGAGGUGUAGGAAAGAGCGCAUGCAAUGAGGGCAUGCUGAUGUCUGCCC